UCUGUACCGGGCGUGAGAAUGGACAUACCAAGUCGACUGUGACUAUCCCUGUGCGAGAAGAAGACGGAGAACAACAGAGGAGACCGAGACCAGGAGCUAGAGACAAUUUGUGUUAUCUUCUAGCUGACUAGCUACAUCUCUUCAGACUCACAAUGGAGUGUCUAUUGGACCACAAACCUUACGACACGUCCUUAAAACCGUAUGAAUCGUCCAUCAAACCUUACGAAUCUUCAAUUAAACCUUACGAGUCUUCAAUAAAACAGUAUGAGUCUUCUAUAAAACCUUACGAAUCUUCCAUCAAACAUUAUGAUUCGUCUCUCAAACCGUAUGACUCUCCGAUAAAACCUUAUGAUCACCAACAGAAUCGUGGUCACUACGAUCACGUGAUACACAAACCUUAUGACGUCACUUCUAUGAAGCCUUACGAGCCCUCCACCAUGCUGCCAGUCACGAACGGUCAUGAUAUGCAUGGAAUGACGUCACCACCCAAGAUGGAGGGCAAAGUGCCGGGAAAUGGAACAGGGAAUCCAGGCAUCACAGGCACCACAAGUAAUGGCGGGAGUGGUAAUAAUGUCAGUGGAGGUGGUGGAGGGGGAGGAGGAGGAGGAGGAAGUGGUGGUGGAGGAGGUGGAAGCAGCAGCGGCCAGGAGAUGGGAGACGGAGAGAGCGGGGACGAGUCUCCAAGCACCACCACCCAUCCCCCAGAAAGUCCCGAAGAGGAAGGAAAAGGCGGGAAAAAGGCCGGGGUGGGCGUCCGGCGCUCUGAAAAACCCCCGUAUUCCUACAUCGCUUUGAUCGUCAUGGCGAUACAGUCUUCUCCAACCAAACGCUGCACUCUCAGUGAGAUCUACCAGUUCCUACAGCAGAGAUUCCCCUUCUUUAGAGGCAGCUACCAAGGCUGGAAGAACUCCGUGAGGCACAACCUCUCCCUCAACGAGUGCUUUAUCAAACUGCCCAAAGGCAUCGGACGCCCGGGAAAGGGCCACUUCUGGACCAUCGACCCCGCCGCGGAGUUUAUGUUCGAGGAGGGAUCUUUCAGGAGAAGGCCGCGCGGUUUCCGUAGGAAGUGCCAGGCCCUCAAGCCGUUCGGGAUGCUGAACGGAAUGGGCGGAGGAGGCGGGAUGAUGGGCCACUACGACUUCAUGAGCCCUCACAACUCGGCCAUGAACAUGUCUUGCGGCAUGGGCAACGCCCAGAUGACCUCCUAUGACCCCUACUCGCAGCAAAUGAUGGCGGGCAACUCCAUGCAGCAGAUGGGAGUUACGCCCAACUACGGCUUCAACAAUAGCUCCUCCAUCAACAGCGGCAUGACUCCAGACUACAAUCUAUCGAGCCUAGGACAUACCGCAGCAGCGGCAGCAGCAGCAGGAGGGUACCCCGCCCCUAGCAACGUGACGCCACCGGCAUAUGACCGUGACGUCAUGGGCUCCGCCGCCGUUGCCAUGCGCGAUUCAGGGAGUUCGUCUCGGAGUGACGUGCUGUACCAACGAGACGGGGCCAUCACGUCGGACCAUACGUCACGAGAUACCAGCACGCACCACCCGAGUCUCCCAUCGUCGUCACGAGAGUCGAUGUUGUCCCCAUCCUCGGCUGUGACAGGGGACACAACUGGACGAGACAGUGGCACAACUGCCGCCGGGAAAUACCCGGGCAGUAGUCCCUCCGGGUACAGCGGUCUUCGCGGUGACACCUCGGGCAUGGUACGAGGUGGUGAAGGCCUCCCACCGCUCUCUUCCCUCCCCUCCUCCUAUUCCAACACACGAGGAGACUCAUCAUCUUCAGUGUACGGAAAAGACGCCGGGAAUGCCGCGUCCUUACGAGAAAAUCACCACCCUUCGUCCCUCCCACCUUACAGCUCGCGUGACCCCUCGACCUCUGAUCUGUCAUCUUUACCUCCAAUGUCCCUGUACUCUCCCAGGGAGCACCACCACGGCCUGUAUCCCUCCUCUGUCUCCGCUGCUGGUCACGUGGGUAGCAGUAAUGGCGGAAUGUCCGGACUGUAUCAGUGGAACAGCCAACAAAUUCGAGGCGGCUACCCGACCGGCUCAGUGGUCAAACAACAACCUGUGUCACCAACGGGCAGCACAGGCUCUUUGCAUAGCCUCUCACCGCCCUCCAGCACUGACCAGAGCCCCUACGGACAUCCGGUCAGUGGUCUGGCUAUGGACAGCGUGGACCUUUCUGUGCCAGGUAACAGCAUGCAUGCACUGCUCCCUCGCAUGCCUGCCUUCCUGUGAUUGAAAGACGAUAAUUAUUUCUCUGUAUUGUUAUAGCUCACUCGGCCACCCACCCUAACAAAACCACAAACGUUUUACAAGCUCAUGACUUUGCCAUAGACAGCAAUAACGCUUUGAUCUUCUCUCAGUCACCGCCGUUGCUUUCUCAUGCAUAAACGUAGCAUUUUUUCCGCGUUGGUCACUGGAGAUGCCUUUUAAAGAUUAGACGCCUCUUGGACAGAUAUUAUGACUUAAUAUUUAUGUCUUUGUUAUUUAUCAAAUGUUGUAUAUAUUGUACGAGAGAGCACAGCCAGGGUUGGUACUUACAAGCAGUGACGAUACUACCAGCCUUUAAAAUUGACUUGAUUAAAUCGUGUCGACGUGGUCGAAAAUAACAUAUUAUUAUGCUACACAAAGCACAUUGUCUGUUGAAAUGGUGACCUCAUUUGUAAAUAAAUAUGGAAACAUGAGUUUUCAUUUACUAAUUCAGUUCU
This is a messenger RNA of Aplysia californica (California sea hare), 2710 nucleotides long. Its product is annotated as forkhead box protein C1. Bases 153 to 2237 code for a protein of 694 amino acids. The record is from RefSeq and is a predicted model, not a curated record. Gene Ontology annotation, cellular component: nucleus. The transcript has 2 exons. Gene Ontology annotation, molecular function: DNA-binding transcription factor activity, RNA polymerase II-specific; RNA polymerase II cis-regulatory region sequence-specific DNA binding. Gene Ontology annotation, biological process: regulation of transcription by RNA polymerase II; animal organ morphogenesis. NCBI's taxonomy places the organism in Eukaryota, Metazoa, Mollusca, Gastropoda, Aplysiida, Aplysiidae.